AUGUGUCAUGUCACCAACGACUUAAGGAAAGCUGUGGCCAAAAAACAUAAGAAGUUUUUUGAGAGGCAUUUACAGUUGCUCCCCUCUUCGCACCAGGGACACGACGUGAACAGGAUGGCAAUAAUAUUCUACUCUAUAGUAGGGCUCUCGAUAUUUGACGUCGACGUGCCUAAAAAGUAUGGCAAUAAUAUUAGCUGGAUGCGCAAACAUUAUAUCAAGAAAAUGCUGAAUGACACAAACAAUACUGUAAUAUCGGGGUUUGUCGGAAGUUUAGUUAUGGAUAUUCCUAACGCUACAACGAUUAAUUUAGCCAAUACACUCUUUGCAUUGUUGUCUAUGAUCAUGCUGAAAGAUUACGAAUACUUUGAAACUAUACUAGACAGAGAGAGUCUUCUGAGGUUCGUUUCUAGGUGCCAACUACCUGCCAGUGGCUCAUUUGUAUCUUGCUUAGAUUAUAACAAGAAUUCCGCAUCUUUAGUUGAUUCAGACGAUUUAAGAUUCUGCUACAUUGCAGUUGCCAUUUUAUAUAUAUGUGGGUGCCGAUCCAAGAAAGAUUUUGAUAGAUACAUUGAUACUGAGAAAUUGCUUGGGUAUAUAAUGUCACAACAAUGUUGUAGCGGAGCUUUCGGUACCCACAAUGAACCACAUGCGGGGUACACCUCUUGUGCACUGUCUACUUUAGCCUUAUUAUCUAGUCUUGAAAAGCUACCCGAUAAGUUUAGAGAAGACACUCUAACGUGGUUGUUACAUAGGCAAGUAUCAAGCCGGGGGUGUAUGAAGUUCGAAAAUGAUUUGAAUGCUACCUAUGACCAAACCGAUGAUGGUGGUUUUCAGGGCAGGGAGAAUAAGUUUGCUGAUACAUGUUACGCAUUCUGGUGCUUAAAUUCAUUGCAACUUCUUACAAAAGAUUGGAAGGCGCUAUGUCAAACUGAACUAACAACAAACUACCUGCUUGAUCGGACACAGAAAACAUUAACUGGAGGUUUUAGUAAGAAUGAUGAAGAAGAUGCCGAUUUAUAUCACAGCUGUCUGGGAAGUGCUGCCUUAGCGUUAAUUGAGGGUGGAUUUAAUGGAGAAUUAUGCAUACCUCAAGAAGCGUUUAAUGAAUUUUGCAGGUGUGUCAUUAUUAGGGCUCCAUAG
Molecule: messenger RNA, 1140 nt
Organism: Saccharomyces mikatae IFO 1815
Lineage: Eukaryota; Fungi; Ascomycota; Saccharomycetes; Saccharomycetales; Saccharomycetaceae
Gene: CDC43
Product: protein geranylgeranyltransferase type I subunit CDC43
Exons: 1
Coding region: 1-1140 (379 amino acids)
Biological process (GO): protein geranylgeranylation
Cellular component (GO): CAAX-protein geranylgeranyltransferase complex
Molecular function (GO): CAAX-protein geranylgeranyltransferase activity
Source: RefSeq, a predicted model, not a curated record